This is a messenger RNA of Neurospora tetrasperma FGSC 2508, 754 nucleotides long. RefSeq lists its product as uncharacterized. The record is from RefSeq and is a predicted model, not a curated record. NCBI's taxonomy places the organism in Eukaryota, Fungi, Ascomycota, Sordariomycetes, Sordariales, Sordariaceae. The transcript is spliced from 2 exons. The coding region runs from base 529 to 717 and encodes 62 amino acids.
CUAAGACGCUAAUCACGACUUUAACUGCGUUUCCUAGGCAUUCUCACUAGUCUCGACAGCCCCACGAGGGAGCGACGGUCACUUAUCUCUAGGAUCCCCUGUUGUCUUUCAUGCCGUCGAGCGAGCAAAUUGUCCUGCUAUAUAUCCAUCCAGCCAUACAACGUCUAGCGCAACCAGUGAUGGACAACACCCAGCAUUCAAGUUUGAAGAUGCUCUCUCAAGGUUUCACGGCACACUACACCACAACCGGUCUUCGCAAGGACCAUUGAUCCCUCGCUGAUGAAGAUGCAAUGACAGACAAUCGUCCCCGCUGCUCUCUUCUCACUGCCAUUUUUUUUUCGAGACCGAAGAAGCGAACUGGGUGGACCGGGGGUUUGCCCUACUGCUUCUUCAUCUGCAAAGCAGCUCUUCCCACAUAGCGGUUAAGCGACCGAAUACUGAUUUCUGUCUUGUACCAGAAGAGACAACGGGAGACUUUGUCGUCCGUGGAGAAGGCGAGACCAUAGUGACGGCGAGAUUCUCACCAUAAUGCGCUUGCAACGCAGUCGAGCCACGGGAGACUUAUUCUAUGCACUGACGCCGUGCAUCACGAAAAGGUAUCAACCUCUCCCUUCAGAGCUCGACUUAUCCUAUAACGUCCGGUGGCGUUUCUUCGAUGCAAUGACCUUGUUUCUUAGAUGCAUUUAUGUCGUUCGUCAUUUAGCGAAAUUGUAUUAGAUUUGGGGGAAAAAAAAAUAAGACGGGUGAUUUAAGC